AUGAAGACCAUGAAAAUAAUUUUUGUGUUUAGAGCGAAAGUGAUUAAUUCCAUUUUUAUGUUUUCAGAUAUUCUUUUCUUUAUUUAAUAAACCCUAUAUUUUUUAGAGUAACUACAUAUAAAAAUAAUUUUGCUUUAAUUUUAAAUAUUGUAAUUUUCAGAGCAGUGA
This is a messenger RNA of Paramecium sonneborni, 168 nucleotides long. The record is from the annotation of a GenBank genome assembly. NCBI's taxonomy places the organism in Eukaryota, Ciliophora, Oligohymenophorea, Peniculida, Parameciidae.